Parascedosporium putredinis is the source of this 1254-nucleotide messenger RNA. The record is from the annotation of a GenBank genome assembly. Lineage: Eukaryota; Fungi; Ascomycota; Sordariomycetes; Microascales; Microascaceae.
AUGAGCGACGCUCAGGCAAGCGACGCUGAAAAGAACAUCGAAAUAUGGAAGGUCAAGAAGUUGAUUAAACGCCUUGAAGCGGCUCGUGGCAAUGGCACAUCCAUGAUUUCGCUCAUUAUCCCCCCCAAGGAUCAGGUCUCCCGGGCGGCCAAGAUGUUGGCUGAAGAAUAUGGUACUGCCUCGAACAUCAAGUCGAGAGUCAACCGACAGUCGGUUCUCUCCGCCAUUACUUCGACGCAGCAGCGCCUCAAGUUGUACAACAAGGAGCGCAAGGUCAACAUUGACUUCGAACCCUUCAAGCCCAUCAACACCUCGCUGUACCUGUGCGACAACAAGUUCCAUACCGAGGCCCUGGCCGAGCUCCUCGAAUCGGACCAGAAGUUCGGGUUCAUCAUCAUGGACGGCAACGGCGCUCUCUUUGGUACGCUGAGCGGCAACACCCGCGAGGUUGUGCACAAGUUCUCGGUCGAUCUUCCCAAGAAGCACGGUCGUGGUGGACAGUCUGCCCUUCGUUUCGCCCGUCUUCGUGAGGAGAAGCGUCACAACUACGUGCGCAAGGUGGCGGAAUUGGCGGUACAGAACUUCAUCACGGCGGACAAGGUCAACGUUGCGGGCAUUAUCCUUGCUGGCUCGGCUGACUUCAAGAACGACUUGAACGCCUCGGACAUGUUUGAUAACCGUCUCCAGUCCAAGGUCAUCAAGGUGGUGGACGUGUCGUACGGUGGCGAGAACGGCUUCAACCAGGCCAUUGAGCUUUCGUCGGAGACUCUUGGUAACGUCAAGUUUAUCCAGGAGAAGAAGCUCAUUGGCAAGUACUUUGAAGAGAUUUCGCAAGAUACGGGCCGCAUCUGCUUCGGUAUCGACGACACGCUCAAGGCUCUUGAGCUCGGCGCGGUGGAGACGUUGAUCGUGUUCGAGUCGCUCGAGCUCACCCGCUGGACGCUCAAGGACAGCAACGGCGGCGAGAUCAUCCUGCACACCAACAAGGAACAGGAGCAGACGAACCGCGAGCGUUUCAUGGACAAGGAGACGGGACAAGAGAUGGAAAUCGUGUCACAGGAGGCAUUCCUGGAGUGGAUUGCGGAGCAUUACCGCGAUUUCGGCACGACGCUCGAGUUCGUGUCGGACAGGUCGACGGAGGGUAACCAGUUCGUCAAGGGCUUUGGUGGUGUCGGGGGUAUCUUGCGAUACAAGGUCAACUUUGAACAAUUGGCCGAUCUCGACGAUGAUGAUGACGACUAUUACGAUGAUUGA